AUGACAUCCGCAAGAUCGCAAGUACUGACGCUGUACAAAAACCUGCUGCGAGAAGGGAAAAAAUUUCCCGACUACAACUAUAGGAUGUAUGCAUUGAGGAAAACUAGGGAUGAGUUUCAAAACAACAAGAAGAUUACAGACUUAGUACAUAUUCAGGAGCUUAUUAAAGAAGCAGAGGAAAACCUGAGAGUUAUACAAAGGCAGGUGGUGAUUGGCCAAAUGUAUAGCGAGGGGAAACUUGUUAUUGAAUCUCAAAAACUCUCCGGGUCAUCGAAAGAUAGAUGAUGUAAAGAUUAUCUCCCUUAUUCCACUGGACGUUUGAGUCGCCUGUUGAAGGCUUGUUUCUGGAUGUUCUCCUAUUUCUGUGGAAUAUUAAAGACUGCGGUGCAAAGCAUUUGCAAUGUAGCAAAUGCUAAUAUCAAUAAACAACUGUGAAUACUUUGUGAAACAUAAAACUUACAAAGCUGUGGUCCUUUCUUAUCACCAAAUCUCAAACCAAAGUAUGCAUUACUUUUUAUUUACUGUAGUGAUGUGACAGUAGAUUGCAUAAGCUUUAGGUUUAGUUAAAAUAUUGGCGAAAAGGUAAAAGACCUUGUUCAGUAAAGGGAUUUUGAUCUUUAGCAUUACAUAUGGAUCUGAUGGUAGAUUUACUGCAUUCAUCAGUCAUGAAAGAUGGUAUAGAAAGUACUUGGUAUAGUUUUUCUUAUUGCUUUAGUUAAAACAAAUUCAUUUUGUGUGCAAACUGUGUAUGAUUAGUAAACAUUAACAUGGAUGUGAUAACCCAGAAUGUGUAGUCACUGUAUAUUAAAGUUUUCUGUUGUUCCUUUCAUGUGUGUAUGGGGGUGGAUGUGUGCAUGCGAGAGCAAGUCCUUAGCGCACAUGUCUAUGUUAUCAAAAUAAUUUCUUAUGUACAUGCACACUGUAAUAUAAUACUUUGUUAAAACUGUGUGCGCAGACAGCAUUCUGCAAAAUAUCUGAUUGAAAAUUAAAUAGUUAAAUAAAAUGUUCUUCAUUGAAGUAUUAAAUUUCACACAAGUAUUUUUGAAAGCAUUAAAUAUAAUGAUAAUUAAUAUGAUCAACCAGAAUCUAAACAAAUGAUCACACUGUAACAGGGAAAGGUUAAGUUACUGAAGAAGAAUUUUUUCCAUUAACAUGUUUUAUUACUGGAUCAUUGAGAUUCUUACUUAGUCAUUGUAUCUUAUCAUCAUUAGGCUACCAAUUUUUAAGACAAUGGGCAUUGUUAAAAAAAAACUAAAAAAAACAGGCAGUGCUAUGGUGUGUGCCUACUUGUAUGAUCCUCUGUCACAAAAUUUGUAUUGAUCACUUCAUUAAUAACAGUGUUGUGCAAAAUCAGGAAUAAAUCAUCAGGUGCUCAUGUUAAAAUUGUUGCACUUGAUAGCUCAGGUCA
Molecule: messenger RNA, 1408 nt
Organism: Pomacea canaliculata
Lineage: Eukaryota; Metazoa; Mollusca; Gastropoda; Architaenioglossa; Ampullariidae
Product: LYR motif-containing protein 4-like
Biological process (GO): iron-sulfur cluster assembly
Cellular component (GO): mitochondrion; L-cysteine desulfurase complex
Source: RefSeq, a predicted model, not a curated record